GAGCUGGCUUCGCGGUUGGAGAAGCUGGAGCCGCUGUGGGAACAAAUCAAUGAAGCGAUGACGGAGACGGAGAUGGUCGACAGCGAGGAAGGUUCAUCGGAAGAACGACGCCUCGGAAAAGGCAUUCGGCGCCUGUGCAUAUAUCCGUUCACAGGACGAAAACGAAAAAAUUAAAAUUUCUCUCAUUACCUCCAAAUCACGAGUUGCGCCGUUGAAGCGUCAAACGAUCCCACGGUUGGAACUGUGUGGAGCACGUAUCGCGGUCGAGCUGCAUGAAAAAAUAACUGCGUCGUUUAACGCCAUCUAUGAAGCAUAUUUUUGGACAGAUUCUAAUACUGUUUUGCAGUGGCUUGCUCAGCCACCUAGCACUUGGACUACGUUUGUGGCUCACCGUGUCUCAUUUAUCCAGCAUUCAACUAGGAAUUGUCAUUGGUAUCACGUGCCAGGUGUAGAGAACCCGGCAGACCAUCUGUCCCGGGGAUUACUGGCGGAACAACUGGUGCAGAAUUCUUCGUGGUGGAGUGGUCCACCAUGGUUGGCCAAAAAUAGAGAUUAUUGGCCGUAUCAACGAAGGUCUGAUGAGUAUGCAGAAGUUAUAGAAAAAGAAAAAAAGAAAACCGUUGCAGCUGUUGCUGAGAUUCCCACGAAUUCAUUUUUAUGUUGGUAUUUAUCUAAAUUCUCAGAUUACGCAAAACUGUUACGUAUCACAGCAUAUUGCAGACGAUACAUGCGGAAUAUUGGAAUUCCCGAAAAAGAAAGAAAAUGCUCAAUACCACUAUCCACGCAAGAGCUAACCGACGCCGAAUUAUGUCUUAUUAAACUGGUCCAACAGGAAGCCUUUGAAAAGGAAUUCACUGCUCUAACGAGAGGUGAAGCUGUGCAUCGUGCAUCUAAAAUUCGAUGGUUCAAUCCCAAACUCACGGAAGAUGGAAUUAUUCGGAUUGGAGGACGAUUACUAAAUUCCGAUAGUUCAACUGACUUCAAACAUCCAAUUAUUAUACCCGGAAAUCACCUAUUCUCAAAGCUUCUUGCGAGAAGUUAUCACCUACGCUUACUCCAUGCUGGAUCACAGCUCAUGCUUAAUUCAAUAAGACUACGUUUCUGGAUUUUAGGUGGACGAAGGAUAUGUCGACUAGUGACACAUCAAUGUAUCACUUGUUGUCGUGCGAAGCCAUUACUACAACAGCAAUUCAUGGGCCAACUUCCAGCACAACGAAUCGUUGCCGCGAGACCGUUUUCGACAACAGGCAUAGAUUAUUUCGGGCCUGUGUACAUAAAGCAAGGUUAUAAGAAAAGCUUAAUUAAAGCGUAUGUAUCCGUCUUCGUUUGCUUUUGUACAAAGGCGGUACAUCUGGAGCUAGUGUCCGGCCUUUCCACCGCGAAAUUUCUCCAGGCACUUCGUCGUUUUACGGCACGUCGUGGAAAACCGGCCGAAAUAUUUUCCGAUAACGGAACAAACUUUGUGGGCGCUCGAAAGGAGUUAGCAGAAUUAAUAAGCAACCUAAGCAAUCGCAAAUAUCACGAAGCAAUUCAGCAAGAAUGCAGUACGAGUGGAAUAUCCUGGCACUUCAUUCCGCCUGGGGCACCCCACUUUGGCGGGCUUUGGGAAGCCGCCGUUCGUUCCGCUAAGAAACACCUCCUCCGCGUAAUAGGGUAUUCCUCCGUAUCAUAUGAAGAUUUCCUAACACUUCUAGUCCAAAUAGAAGGUUGUCUAAAUUCCAGACCGCUAACACAGCUGUCAGAUGACCCUGAUGACCUCCAACCGCUGACGCCAGCUCACUUCCUCGUCGGCACAUCACUGGAUGCACUUCCCGAUUCCGAUUAUACCUCUACACCGAGCAACCGAUUAUCACAUUGGCAGCUCAUUCAGCAGCAACAACAACAUUUUUGGCGUCGAUGGCGAGUCGAAUACCUUUCGCAGCUCCAAGCACGCGUCAAAAAUUGGAAGCCUCCGAUCACUAUACAGCCCGGGAGAUUGGUUAUUAUGGUCGACGAAAAUCAACCACCGAUGAGAUGGCGAAUGGCCCGUAUUCAUCAAGUUCAUCCUGGCAGUGACGGGGUAAUUCGAGUCGUCACACUGCGUACUGCAACAGGAUUCCUGAAGAGACCUGUCACCAAAAUAUGCAUGCUCCCUCUUCCUGCUAUGGACGAUCAGCAUAUGGAAAAAUCGUCAACAUUAUCUGAAAUUAAGUAAUUUCAGGGGGGGGUCGGAAUGUUGGAUGAUGAUACCGACCCUAUUUCGCCCGCAUGCUGUCAGUUCUCUUCUCACCAACCAAAGCUCAGCUUCCAAAGCUCCAGAUGAUGAGAGAGCAACGAGAUAACCGAUAAAAGAUCGAUUAUCAUCGAAGGUCAGUCGGUCCCAAGUCCUUCUCACCGUCGGAUGCCAAUACAGCACGCUCGUUCAUUCCAUUACGUGUUAAUUUUAAUGUUUUAUCAGUGUGUAAAAUAUAUGUGUUAAAUGUUAAGUGUUUUAUGAAAAUUAAAAGUGGAG
Messenger RNA from Toxorhynchites rutilus septentrionalis, 2491 nucleotides. RefSeq lists its product as uncharacterized. Gene Ontology annotation, molecular function: nucleic acid binding. The transcript is spliced from 2 exons. Bases 728 to 2194 code for a protein of 488 amino acids. NCBI's taxonomy places the organism in Eukaryota, Metazoa, Arthropoda, Insecta, Diptera, Culicidae. Gene Ontology annotation, biological process: DNA integration. The record is from RefSeq and is a predicted model, not a curated record.